This is a messenger RNA of Salvia miltiorrhiza (redroot sage), 391 nucleotides long. RefSeq names its product protein TAP1-like. Lineage: Eukaryota; Viridiplantae; Streptophyta; Magnoliopsida; Lamiales; Lamiaceae. The transcript has 2 exons. The record is from RefSeq and is a predicted model, not a curated record. Bases 6 to 323 code for a protein of 105 amino acids.
UAGAAAUGGAGAGGAAAAACACACAAGUGAUUAUUGUUUUGGCAAUUUUGAUGGUAAUGUUAUGUAUAUCUUGUGCAGUAGCAGAGAGAGAACUGAUCGCCGUAGGUCAGUGCAUCAGCAUCUGCGUCUCGCGCUGCAAAGGCUCACCGAACUACGACCGAUGCUACAACGGUUGCGCCCGCGGCUGCAUACCUGCUGCCACCACGUCCUCGUUUUAUUGCAACCUCGGCUGCUCCCUUCAUAAAUGCGGCAACGCUGCCAAUGAUGCAAAUCAGUUGGAGAGUUGCUUGGAUGAGUGCUCUAAGGUUCAAUGCAAAGAAUAAUCAUUAUCAGGAGCUGGGCAUGAAUAAAUGAUAUGGAUUUUAUUCUGGAAUGUUUGAACCAAUUGAUG